Molecule: messenger RNA, 1251 nt
Organism: Pseudo-nitzschia multistriata
Lineage: Eukaryota; Bacillariophyta; Bacillariophyceae; Bacillariales; Bacillariaceae
Source: the annotation of a GenBank genome assembly
GACGUAAAAGUAAUGAAAAUAUUAUGGAAGYAAACAACUCGUUUUCUUUUUGGAAUCGACAUCUGAACACUACGAAGGCGUUAUACCAGACCUUUGCUGAAACUCGAUAGCAAGUCUUGCCUACCGAACCCUCAAUUUUCAAGCCGGAACACGAUCGAAACACCAUGGCGGCACCGCUUGGAAUCGAAACGCCCGAACUCRAGGCACAAUCAGAGCAGAAACAAGAAGAAUCCUCGGAGGGUCCUCAAUCGCGAUCGCUCAAAGAACAUGGAACACAACUCACGGGUAUCUACUGCACGUGCCGGCACGCCACGCURUGCGACAAGUGUGGGAAUCCGAUGUCCACCAAGGAGGACACCAAGCGGGCCAUCGAMACAUUAGUACACGACAGACGUCCCCCGCUGGCAAACGUGUUUGGGAAUGGCCCCUUGUUGGUCUCGAAUAUCCCAGACUCUGCCUUGACCAGCGACCGAAACAGCGACAGCGCGGGGGUGGUCCUUGGGAUUGAGUGAGUUCGGAACUCAAUGGCGGCGUGCUCAUAGAAUACUUGUGAUAUUCAGCGGCAGCAAGCCAAACGUUAGAAAAGCAGCAGGACUGAUUUGUCAAAAUACUAAUGGAUCGCGCUAACAUAUUUGGGUUUCGUUCUGUGAAUGUGCUUGUAUUUUGUUGCGCGUUGUAGCGAGGCUGGCAGAGGCUGUGUGCUCGGUCCAAUGGUUUAUGGGUGUGCCUACUGGAGUGUCGAUGUCGACGCUUCGAUUCCCAAGGGAUUUCGUGACUCGAAACAAAUGAAGGAGUCAGGUAUGUUGAGUGGUUGAACUGUGUUGUUGCGAUUGGUACGCGCUCGCAUCAUACUUUCYGGCUCAUUCAUUCACAAUCUCUUUGUUUUCUCAUUGCAUAAUCGAUGGUGGUGGCUCGUUAUUGYAGAGAGGGAYAAGCUCUUCGAAGAAUURAAAGGUUAGUCGACUUGAUUUCGUUUCACAGAUUCGCCRCAGAUGAGUCGAUUGAAGUUUGAUCUUUAUGGAAUGAUUUCUAAUCUAAAAUUCUAUAUUCUGUCCUUCACGCAAUCGAAACUGCUGGCUGCCGACAUCCAUUGACUACCACAGAGCACCCCGAAAUAGGAUACGCAAUGCGAUCAAUUCUCCCCUCCGAAAUUUCACGCAACAUGCUUCGGAAAUCUACCGAAGUAUACAAUCUAAAUGAGAUGAGCCAUGACGCCGCCAUCGUAUUGAUUCAUAAAAUCGUCCACAAGGG